This is a messenger RNA of Neurospora hispaniola, 543 nucleotides long. RefSeq lists its product as uncharacterized. Bases 1 to 543 code for a protein of 180 amino acids. Lineage: Eukaryota; Fungi; Ascomycota; Sordariomycetes; Sordariales; Sordariaceae. The transcript has a single exon. The record is from RefSeq and is a predicted model, not a curated record.
AUGCUUUUCUCCGAGAUAUUCGUCAUCGUCGUGGCCUGCAUCACGUGGGGUCUCACCUCCCUCGGCAUGGCAGUCUACUACCAUCACCUCUUACCACUAGAAGCCCGUCGGCGCUCGCCCACGCUCCAAAACAGCAGUUUCCUGUCGACACUUGUUUCGACUCUGCUCUUCAUUGCCGCUUUCAUUUUCUGGCCCUUCAUCGCCCUAUGGAACCUCUGCGCCCAAUCUCCCGCCAUCGUCCGAGGGACGACAUGCUGCAAUUCAAACAUGUCCAGAGGAAGAUCCAAGGCUGGAUGCUGCGGGUGCAGUUGCAUCUCGUGCGAGCCUUGCAUCAGCGAUGAGGUAUAUGAGAUGGAGAAGACUCGAAAGGAGGAGUCAAGACGGAUCGUCUGCGGCGUCCAGAGCGUGCAGCCAACCAUGCAGCAGACGAUGGAGAUGAGGCCGUAUUCCGCUACCUCUGACGCCCAGGAGAAGCGGGUUGUUGAGAAUAACGAGUCUCUGACCGAGAGCGCUCAACCGACACCGCGGGUUGACAAGGACUGA